UACUGUACUUACUCGUACAUGAAGGAAAUAAGGAAAAAAAUCUUAUGACAUCAGUUUCCUAAUUUAACUAGUUUAACUACUACUAGCUUUGCAGUUAACCCAACGAACAGCUUUACUAAAUUAUCCUCAACCCAUGUAUGUAGGCUAUAUAAAAAGGAUUUGAAUAAAUUAGACCUCACUUAGGCUUCAAAGGUCGCUGCGUCAACAAACCUUGCAUUUCCAUCUACGAUCAGUGUUUCUAAAAUGCGUUACAUAACCGCCUUGUGCUUAAUAUUUGCCUUCGAGUGUACUUGUGAAGUGGUAAUACAAUUAGAACCAGAGAAGACGGCAAAAGUAAUUGAAAGUGCUAUCAAAUGUACUAGCAAGCAUGGACUCAAUUUAGAUGUACUGGAAAGAUUGAGAAGUAAAAACAUAACGAAAGAUGAGAAAUUCUUGAAGUUUUUAUACUGCACACUUGAAGAUCUUAAAGUGGUGAAGAAAGAUGGAUACUACAUUGAGGAAGAAGCCCUCAAGUUUGUGCCGAAACAACAUCAAGCAGUUCUCAGGAAGGCUCUAGAGGAAUGCAACAAGAAGCCAGGAAAUGAUCGCAUUGAUGUAUUAUACAAUGUUUCCAGGUGUUUAAGAGAUGAUAGCAAUGUACGCGUGACAAUCUAAGCUAAAAAUUGAAACCAAGUUAGUGGCUGCAUGAUUACAAGGCCCAUUAUGAGAAAAAGGACGGCGACAAAUGUGUACCAGAGAAAACAGCAAUACCUGAAACAUAAUUCUAUUGACUAGUAUGUAUUUCAGUAACUAUCUUAA
Cydia pomonella (codling moth) is the source of this 798-nucleotide messenger RNA. RefSeq lists its product as uncharacterized. Bases 244 to 654 code for a protein of 136 amino acids. Gene Ontology annotation, molecular function: odorant binding. The transcript has 3 exons. The record is from RefSeq and is a predicted model, not a curated record. NCBI's taxonomy places the organism in Eukaryota, Metazoa, Arthropoda, Insecta, Lepidoptera, Tortricidae.